UAAUUAUGUACUCUCCACAAGACAGUCAUUUCUAAUGGUUCAUAAUGUCGAAAGAUGUCCAGUUUCCACUUACAGUACCUACGAAGCCUCUGAGUUCAUAUUGGGUCAUCUGUUCUGGAUUUAGCUCAGGAGGACAUGGAUGAAGAAUCAUUAACUCAUUCUUGGAGCUGGGGCCUUGUAGUGGAAUCUUACAAUCCCUUUCCGGUUAUUAUGGAAAUUUAGCUAUUCUUUGUACUUGUAGAAAGUUGAAACCACAAUGAGUUCGUGGAGUCAAGACAAAGGCAGCUCUCCCUAUUGGGAAGACCGUAUAUUUUACUUGCUUCUCCAAGAAUGUAGCAUUAUAGACAAACAGACUCAAAAGUUAUUGAAAGUACCCAAGGGUAGCAUUGGCCAGUUUGUUCAAGACCGGUCUUCAGGAGGACAUACCAGAAGCAACCCUUCAUCCAAAAGCAAAAAAUUGCAAAUAGGAAUCAAGAUUUUGGAGCAACCCCAUGCCAUUCUGCUUGUGGACGAGAAAGAAGUUGUUGAAAUCGACGAGAAGCGGGCAGAGCUGCUGUUGGCAAUUACAAAUUGUGAAGAAAGAUACAGUAUAUUUAAAAGCAAGGCUAGACUGAGUAAGGGCCUUCAUAUUGAAGUUGGCUCACCUGUAAGAGUACAGCUGAGGUCAGGAGAUGAAAAAUAUCCUGGAGUUGUUCGUUUCAGAGGACCCUUGAUACAAGAGAGAUCGCUGUCGGGGAUAUUCUUUGGAGUGGAGCUUUUGGAAGAAGGUCGUGGUCAGGGAUUUACUGAUGGACAGUACCAAGGCAAACAGCUGUUCAGAUGUGAUGAGGACUGUGGAGUGUUUGUUGCACUAGACAAACUAGAGCUGAUGGAAGAUGAUGACAAUGAAUUGGAGAAUGACUAUGCAGCUCCAAUUGACUCAAUGCAGGUAGACCUUCCUCCUUUGGAGCUCAACUCCAGGGUUUCUGUGAAGAUAGGGAAGAAUAUAGAGUAUGGGACAGUUAUAUUCUGUGAUGUCUUACCAGGAAACGAGAGUUUAGGAUACGUUGUUGGAGUGGACAUGGAUAAUCCAAUUGGAAAUUGGGAUGGAAGAUACAAUGGACAACAGCUGUGUAGUUUUGCAAGUGUUGAAAGCACACUUCUCUUGCAUAUCAAUGAUGUUAUCACAGAGCCUGUGUCUCAGGAAAGGAGAGCUCCCAAACUUGCCUUUACCUCUCGAGGUGGUUGUGAUAAAGGGUUCAAUCACAAUAAGCCAAAAGGUGCAAUCUCGGACCCUGGAAGUAGAAAUAGAUCAGAAUUUUUCUACACCUUAAAUGGCUCUUCCAUUGAUUCCCAACCCCAGACAAAAUCAAAAAACACAUGGUAUAUUGAUGAAGUUGCCGAAGACUCUGCAAAAUCACUCAAUGACUCCUCUCCAGGGUUCGGACAUUCUUCACCACCUCUGCAGACUCCCUCAACAAAUACCUUAUCGGCUGAAAACAGAUUUCAUUCCCUGCCUUUCAGCCUUACAAAAAUGUCCAGCAGCAACAACGCUAUUGGGCACAGCCCUCUUUCGUUAUCGGUUCAAUCGGUCAUUGGCGAGGGGACCGUGGGCCCAACCCAGGAGAGCCCACCAUCAAUGGUAGCACCUAUCAAUAUGCAUGGGCUUGAAGCCGGUUCCUUGGCAGAAGUGAAGGAGAACCCGCCUUUCUACGGUGUAAUCCGUUGGAUUGGGCAGCCUCCGGGGGUCAACGAAGUGUUAGCGGGACUUGAACUGGAAGAAGAAUGUGCAGGUUGUACAGAUGGGACAUUUAAAGGAACCCGAUACUUUACCUGCGCACCCAAGAAGGCCCUGUUUGUUAAAUUGAAAAGCUGCAGGCCAGAUUCCAGAUUUGCUUCAUUGCAGCCUGUAUCCAACCAGAUUGAACGCUGCAACUCCUUAGCUUUUGGAGGUUAUCUAAGUGAAGUGGUUGAAGAAAACACCCCUCCAAAAAUGGAAAAAGAAGGCUUGGAAACAAUGAUUGGAAAGAAGAAAGGAAUUCAGGGCCAUUACAACUCCUGCUACUUAGACUCCACUUUAUUCUGCCUGUUUGCCUUUAGCUCUGUUUUGGACACUGUCUUGCUUAGACCGAAAGAGAAAAAUGAUGUAGAAUAUUAUAGCGAAACUCAAGCGCUCCUGCGGACAGAAAUAGUCAAUCCUCUCAGAAUAUACGGAUACGUGUGUGCAACAAAAAUCAUGAAGUUGAGGAAAAUCUUGGAGAAAGUUGAAGCAGCAUCAGGAUUUACCUCUGAAGAGAAAGAUCCAGAAGAAUUUUUGAACAUUUUGUUUCAUCACAUUUUGAGAGUAGAACCACUGUUAAAAAUAAGAUCAGCAGGUCAAAAGGUUCAAGACUGCUACUUCUACCAGAUUUUUAUGGACAAGAAUGACAAAGUUGGUGUGCCUACGAUACAGCAGUUACUGGAAUGGUCGUUCAUCAACAGCAAUUUGAAAUUUGCCGAGGCACCCUCAUGUCUCAUCAUUCAGAUGCCUCGGUUUGGGAAAGACUUCAAAAUGUUCAACAAAAUCUUUCCUUCCUUGGAAUUAAAUAUCACAGAUCUGUUAGAAGACACUCCUCGGCAGUGCCGCAUAUGUGGAGGACUUGCAAUGUAUGAAUGCCGAGAGUGCUAUGAAGACACAGAAAUUUCUGCAGGCAAGAUCAAGCAGUUUUGUAAAACUUGCAAUACCCAAGUUCAUCUUCAUCCCCGGAGACAGAGUCAUAAAUUUAACCCGGUAUCUCUUCCAAAAGAUCUUCCAGACUGGGACUGGAGACAUGGCUGCAUCCCUUGCCAGAAGAUGGAGUUGUUUGCUGUCCUUUGUAUAGAGACAAGCCACUAUGUGGCUUUCGUUAAAUAUGGCAAAGGGGACUCGGCCUGGCUUUUCUUUGAUAGCAUGGCUGACCGGGAUGGAGGCCAGAAUGGCUUUAACAUCCCUCAAGUGACUCCUUGCCCAGAAGUUGGCGAGUACCUCAAAAUGUCUGUCGAGGAGCUGCAUUCGUUGGACUCGAGGAGAAUUCAAGGCUGUGCACGGAGACUGCUUUGCGAUGCUUACAUGUGCAUGUAUCAGAGCCCCACGAUGAGCCUUUACAAGUGAAAAACGGCAGACUGGGAGUGAAGCUUCCCGGGGACUUGACUGCAAAACUCAGCAAGGUUCAGGCAGGCUGUCGGCUCCUUUGCGUUUGCAUCUGUUGCCGGCAAUGGAUGCUUCAGAGGGGUGGCAAGCAAAGGUCAAUAAUGAAAGAAGCAGAUUAUUUUAGAGAAGGUAAAAUAACAACAACAACAACCCCUCCAA
Molecule: messenger RNA, 3307 nt
Organism: Anolis sagrei ordinatus
Lineage: Eukaryota; Metazoa; Chordata; Lepidosauria; Squamata; Anolidae
Gene: CYLD
Product: CYLD lysine 63 deubiquitinase
Biological process (GO): positive regulation of extrinsic apoptotic signaling pathway; regulation of intrinsic apoptotic signaling pathway; protein K63-linked deubiquitination
Cellular component (GO): cytosol
Molecular function (GO): K63-linked deubiquitinase activity; cysteine-type deubiquitinase activity
Source: RefSeq, a predicted model, not a curated record